This is a messenger RNA of Cajanus cajan (pigeon pea), 1171 nucleotides long. RefSeq names its product DUF1677 family protein (DUF1677). The record is from RefSeq and is a predicted model, not a curated record. Lineage: Eukaryota; Viridiplantae; Streptophyta; Magnoliopsida; Fabales; Fabaceae.
UAUACCAUAGUUCACCUCCUUAAAGCUUCAAUCAUUGAUGUUCUUUCUCUCUCUACAAAGUGCCUUUCUCUUUCUCUCUCCUCCAACUUCCCCACUAUUCAUAUAUACUUAGCAGUGCAGAUCCCCUACAGAAGCCCAAUAAAAUCCCUUUCUUUGCUCGCAUAAGAUUUGGGUUUCUUCAAAGUUUCCUUUUUUUUCUCUCGCCCCCCCAAAAAAAGUAUAACUUUGUUUAAUUCUUUGAAGGAGGUUCAAGGAAGCAAAAGGUGUUCUGUUUUAAGUUUCUUUGAAAUGGUUUUCAUGUCUGAGAUAUUCAUGCCUGAAGAAGAAAAAAUUGAGGAAGGAGAGUGGGAGAAAGAGAGAUAAGAAGAAGAAGAGAAGAAUACCCAGCUAGCAGAAGUAGAGAAAAAGAUAAACAAUUGAUUUGAUUCAUUGUGAUCUGCUUCUGCUGGGUGGUUUGCAAUGUCUGCACCGAUGAUCAUUGACCCUAUGGUGAUAUCGGCACCAGAAACUCAAUCAGCAGCUAGCAUACUAGUUGCACAAAGUGAAGUUGAAUUUGCCGUGUGUGACUGUUGUGGGCUAACAGAAGAGUGCCCCCCAGCCUAUAUAGAAAGAAUCAGGGAGAGGUACUAUGGAAAAUGGGUUUGUGGGUUGUGUGCUGAGGCUGUUAAGGAUGAAAUUGUAAGGUCUGAGAGGCUUGUUAGCACAGAAGAAGCAAUGGCCAAGCAUAUGAACUUCUGCAAAAAGUUCAAGGCAUCAGGGCCUCCACCAAAUCCAACAGUGCACUUGAUAUCAGCCAUGAGACAGAUUCUAAGAAGGACUUUGGAUUCCCCUAGAGUAAGGUCCACACCAAGUAGUCCAACUAUGACUAACACAGAAAUUCAUGGUUCUGUUCUCACAAGGUCUGAGAGCUGCUUCUCUACCCUCUCUGGUUCAUGAAGGGUUAGGAUGACAUGGAAGGAGGAAGCAGAAAUAAGGACAGAAAAAUAUAAGCUGAAAAAUUAGAUGUUCAAUUGUAGUUUUGUCCAGUACAGAACUUUCAAUCUGUUUGUUAGAAAUUGGAACAUAAUUUGGUCAAGAAUUUUGCUUCACUGAUACCAGCUACCUUGUUUUCUAUUCCAUUUAAUCGUUUGAAAUAAAAAAAUUAUGUUCAUAAUUGAAGACAAAUAUUUCA